UCAGUCUCUUGAGAUCCGUUGACCUGUUUGGUUGUUGUUUCCGCGGUUGUGCACUUUUUCGUAAACAAAAAAAAGUGUUCUGUGCUUGUGCUCAUCGUAUUUUUUUUCCUGUUGCAGCGCUAGUUCACCGGUGCUUUUUUCUGUGUAAAAUCGUGUGAAGUGAAAUCUCAGCACUCCAGGCGUUAGUGCAAUUGUUUUUUCGCUCCCUUCCUGUUGUAUUUCGUGUGUUGAUUAUUCCGUUAAGCAGUAAAAAAAAGUUGCACGCGAAUCAAGCCACAAAGUGACGAUAGUGGAAGCAAAGUCUUCAUUCAAUUUCGCGACAUCGCGGGUAGUGUUAUCCUACCGAAAUAAGCGUAAAGGAAGUCGUCGAUUCAGUUUUUUUUUUGUCAGUUAGGGUACAAUUUCUGAUAGUGUUACACAAUUUUUUGAAAGUAAGCUUUUUUAUUUUUGCAGUAGUCAUUAAAUAUAUUUUACCUCGAAGUCCGAUCCUUUCUUGUGCAAAAUAUUGGGUUGUAUAUGGGCUGAAUGUUUCUGAUAGCAUCAUAAUUGUUCUAGCCACAUUAGAUUUUGGCCUUGAAUUUAUUAAAUCUGGGUAAAUAAGGAGUACCAAUAAAUUCAAAAUAAACCAUUGCGUGUUUAGUCGUUGGGCUGACGUUUAUGGAAAAUUCUCUUCUCACUAGUUUAACCGGCUCGGGUGUGAAAAUGGGUGGAGACGGGUUUCUCCAUUUAAAAGACAACAUUGGCCAGCAAGCUUUCAUUCAAGGCGAUGAAAAGCUGUUAACUUUGAAGCAACAGCUGGCGAAACGGCCAGCGAUGGAGGAGGAUACAGGAGUAGAAACAUCAAUCAUAAGUUCAGCGCCAAUCCAUGCUGAUGGUGGUGGCACCAAGAGCAGCAACAACAGUCUGGUGGAUUCACGAGGCUGCGCUAAGCCAGAAAAAAAGUUGUGGUUCCGUGGAGUGCGGCCGUCCAAAUUCCGUCACGUGUAUGGUUUACCCACGCGGAAGGAAUGCUGCUAUACCGACAUCAGUGUAGUCCGCAGCGGAAACGAUGGCAACUUUUGUGCCGUGAAUCCCACAUUCCUGGCGAUCGUCGCGGAUACCACAUUUGUGGUAAUUCCAAUCAACCAGACCGGCCGGAUCGACUUUCAGUGCUGCAAGGUGAUUGGACACACCGGCCAGAUACUGGAUCUCAAGUGGAAUCCAUUCGACGACAAUAUGAUUGCAUCUGCAUCGGAUGACUGUACCAUCAAACUAUGGAAGAUUCCGGAGGGCGGUCUUACCAGUAAUUUGAGUGAGUGCUCAAUCGAACUGGUUGGCCACAAGCGUAAAGUAAUGCACAUCGAGUGGCACCCGACGGCUUCUAACAUAUUGAUCAGUGCUGGAUUCGAUCAUCUGAUCUGUGUGUGGGAUGUGGGUAAUACCGAUAAACCCUUGCUGAAUGUGGUCAGCUGCCACGUGGACAUGAUUUAUAGUUUGGUCAUCAACCGCGAUGGGUCACUGGUGGCAACGACAUCCAAAGAUAAGAAACUGCGUAUCAUCGAGCCUCGCAGUGGAAUAGUUGUUUCGGAGGGCAUUUGUCAUUUGGGCACCAAAUGCUCGAAAGCCGUUUUCUUGGAUAACAACCGCAUUUUGACGACUGGAUUUUCGAGGCAUUCGGAUCGCCAGUAUGCCGUAUGGAAUCUCCACGAUUUAAAGAAACCACUGGCACAGGAAGUGAUUGAUAGUUCGAGCGGAGUCGUAACACCGUACUUUGACUACGAUACCAAGAUGAUUUAUUUGGCCGGCAAAGGAGAUGGAAAUAUUCGGUAUUAUGAGGUGGUAGAUGAACCACCGUACGUGUACUACUUGAAUCAAUUUCUAUCCGGACAACCCCAGAAGGCAUUGGGUUUUAUGCCGAAGCGAGGCGUAAACGUUUCGCAAUGUGAAGUGUUCCGUUUUUACAAACUGCAUGCUACCGGAAAUAUUUGCGAACCCAUAUCAAUGAUUGUUCCACGCAAGUCAACUCUGUUCCAGACUGAUCUCUAUCCAGAUACGUUGGCGAACAUCCCGGCAAUCGGAUCCAAAGAGUGGUUCCAGGGUCGAAAUGUGCAACCGAUUUUGAGGUCCAUGAAGACUGGUGAGUCCAUUGUGGAAACGGCGAAUCAGAAGAACCGCACAGAAAGUAGGACCAGUAUUGUUAGCAACAAUAAACACAUUCUAAAUAGUCAUCAUGGCAAUCACAACGGAACUCACAACAAUAGUCACAAUAAUAUCAGCAACGGUGUCACGAAUAAUGGCAGCAACUACACGAACGGUGGCAGCGUUGGACCAAUCGUUAAUGGAAAAAGCAACAAAGAGAACGAAAUCGAUAACCGAAAGCUGGAUAACAAUACGAAGAAAUUUGCAUUCCUAUCGCAGCCGACAAUACCAGAUUAUAGACCACAGACGAUCAUCGAGAAAAGUCAGAAAACUACGACCAACCAGAGUACAAAGUUCCACCAGUUGCAGGCAAUUUUUGGACAGCACCAGACGGCGAACCACAAGGACAUUACUAACCUGCAGAACAAUUUACUGAGCAGCUCGAGGAACAGCUCGCGCAACAGUUCCCUGGAGAACAUCAAUCUGUUGAACUCAGAGAAUGAGCUCCGGAAGGCAUUUAGCAAGCAGACGGAAGAAAUUAAAAGCCUUCGAAAAUCUCUUAACAAUUCCGAGAAGAGGGUGAGGGAACUAGAAGCAGAAGUCAAGCGAUUACAGCUUCAACUGAAACACUAGACAGCAAAAAUCUACCAUUUUUUCUUUCCAUCGUGGAGAAUCAUUGUGAAAAAAAUAUUUGAUCGGUAAAUUCAUAUUUUUUCACUUUUCCAUAAAAUAGUAAUCCCGAAUAUCGGGGGCUUAAAUGCUCGGUACGAAGCAGGUAAUUCGUAUUGAAACUACGUAUUUAAGAAAAAAAAUAAUCCACUACAAAUUUGAGUGCUUUGAAUAAAAACAGCAACGUAAGCAUACAGUAUUUGAGCCAUUCUCAAGCUACCCAUAAAACGCGAGAAGAAAAAAUUAUCGUAUCGCUCCGCCUCACUUUGAAAGGAUGCUAAUUUAUUCGUGUGCAGAUUCGGAGCAGAGCAUGACCCGAAUCGUACAACCCACAAGACUACCAUAACCGGAUGGCCAAACGAAACUCAACCAGGACAGAGCGAGUGCUUUUUACUAUCGCUUACCACAAACAUACAGCUAAUAAUAUAUAAUAGUGUGCUGAACAACUAUAAACUGCAUUUGCUUCGACGACUUCUGCGCUUUUUGCUUGUAGCGAGAAUGAGCAUGAUCCAGCCAAGACAGGUAAAAGAUGUGAUUUGUGAUUACGGAGCAAGACAACCCAAUUAGAAAAAUAAACCGUCUACAAUAGAUGAUAAUAAACAUAGCACUAAGCUAGCAAGUAAGACGUUUUCCCUAAAUGUAAGCUGUGGGCGUAAUAAAAGACAGUCAAACGACACAAAUUAGAGUGGACAUGAUAUCAAGCACACUGAAAGUUACCAAGACGGCAAACGACAAAAAUCAGCGAUCAGUGAGUAUCGGUGGAGGCUUCAGCAUGUUGAGGUUUAAUCAUUGAUGUGGGCUUUUUUCGGUCGAUAGAGGAAGUCUGGCCUGUCGGCGGUUUUGUUUGAAUGUCAAACUAGAAGAAGAGAAAUAAAGUAAAAUUGUAGGAAUUAUGUGGAUUUUAACAUGUUUUGAAUCUGUGAUUUUUUUUCGAUCAUCUCAGAUCAAAUGAAAUCGUUUUGUUUGUAUCAGGGAACUGUUUCUGCUUGAUUGUUGCUGUUCAGAACACAACGAUUUUCCUUACUUUUAAAAUUGGGCUGUUAUAAUUGUACACUUUUGUUCACAUUGUGUUUUUUUUUCAUGACGAUAGCUGUUAGGUAUCUGUUGCGAAUUUAUUACGUUUAAGUUUUCACUCCCUUCGCUUCUGCAUUUAUGUGUGAGAAAUGUAAAUUGACAUAUCCUGUCGUUGCGUUAUUUGAACUGUCUAAAUAUCCAGCAGAUGCUGCCAUCUUUUUCGGGAUCAAUACUACUCUUGCCAUUUCAAAAAACCACUGUUUUAACUCUAAUCUAUUCUACUCCACGAUUUUGAAUUCAAAUUUUAUGAAUCAGUUAAUUAUUUAGUUACGCAUGGCGACAGGCGCUAUUGGCGAUACUGAGUUUUGAAUUAAAAACUGGGCAAAUCACACUGUACAAUGUUAUGGACUCAACAAGACUGGUUUAGAUACUAGGAACGCCCUAGACAGACGGAAACGGAGCAAGUAUAAGAUAGGAACAAAUCGUUUGUGAAUCAAACAACAAACGAUGAAUAAUUACAACUACCAUAAUUUUAGCCGCGGUAUACAUUUUUUCAUAUUGUGUGUUACAACAAUUAAUGAUCAAUAACCAAUAGUGACAGGCAUUUAAUAAACGACUUUUUUUGUAAUAUCGAUAAUUUCGCACAAAGCAGAAAUAUGAGAUACUUUACCAUUAAAAGCAUGCUUUUGUACUAAGCAAAUUGAGCUAAAUCUACGGAAUGCAGUAAUCCGUAAGUAAUAGGAAAAAUUUAACAAAAAAACACAUGAUCUUAAUUUAGUUACUAAAUGCUGUAAGUGAAUGUAAACGGAAUGAGACAUAAUAAAGAUAGAACGAGCAAUGUUCGAUGUAGCAAAGCAUGAAA
Malaya genurostris is the source of this 4663-nucleotide messenger RNA. Its product is annotated as coronin-1C-like. Gene Ontology annotation, biological process: actin filament organization. Lineage: Eukaryota; Metazoa; Arthropoda; Insecta; Diptera; Culicidae. The record is from RefSeq and is a predicted model, not a curated record. Gene Ontology annotation, molecular function: actin filament binding. The coding region runs from base 658 to 2751 and encodes 697 amino acids. The transcript has 7 exons.